UGGAAAAUGUGGUGGCUCCUGUCUUAUUCAUCACUCUUUCAAGUUCUUCUUCAUUUCCGUUAUCACCAUUGUCGAUGACAUUUUGUAUAAUGGCUGGACAAGAUGUUGUUAUUGUUUCUGCAGUUAGAACACCAAUUGGUGCCUUUUGUAAGUCGUUGUCAUCACUAAAAUCUUCAGACUUGGGUAGUAUUGUGAUAAAAGAAUGCUUAGAAAGAGCAAACUUAAAGCCAUCAGAUGUAUCUGAAGUCAUCAUGGGUCAGGCACUGACAGCAAAUCAGGGUCAAAAUCCAGCUCGUCAAGCAGCAAUUAAAGCUGGGCUUCCAAUAACAGUACCAGCAUAUUUAGUCAACAUGCUUUGUGGCUCUGGAUUAAAAUCAAUAACAAAUGCUUAUAUGGCAAUAAAAAGUGGAGAAAGUGAUAUUAUUGUUGCUGGUGGUCAAGAAAGUAUGAGUCAAUGUCCCCAUGCAAUGUUGAUUCGUGAUGGUGUUAAAUUGGGUGAUGGGAAAAUGAUUGACACAAUGAUUUAUGAUGGUUUAACUGAUGCAUUUACAGGAGUUCACAUGGGAAUAACAGCUGAAAAUAUUGCAAAAGAAUAUUCAAUAACAAGAGAAGAACAAGAUCAAUAUGCUGCAUUAUCACAACAAAAAGCUGAAGCAGCAGUGACUGCUGGUUUUUUUAAAAAUGAAAUUGUACCAGUUGAAAUUAAAAGCAAAAAAGAAACAAUUACAAUUGCAACUGAUGAAUAUCCAAAAUUUGGUACAACUGUGCAAGGUCUUGGAAAACUUAGACCAGUUUUUUUGAAUGAUGGAACAGUUACUGCUGGUAAUGCAUCUGGUAUUAAUGAUGGUGCUGCAGCUGUUGUAUUGAUGUCAUCUGAUAAAGCCAAAGAAAAAGGAAUUCCAGUAUUAGCUAAAAUAAUUGCAAUUGCACAAGCUGGUGUUGAGCCAAAAAUCAUGGGAACUGGACCAAUACCAGCAGUUGAAUUAGUGCUGAAAAAAGCAAAAUGGACAAAAGAUGAAGUUGAUCUUUAUGAACUUAAUGAGGCAUUUGCUGCACAGUCAAUUGCUUGUUUAAAAGAAUUGGGUCUUGACGCUGAUAAAGUUAAUGUUAAUGGUGGUGCAAUUGCACUUGGACAUCCAAUUGGUGCAUCUGGAAGUCGUGUGUUGGUUACAUUGAUUCAUUUACUUGAACGUACAGGUGGACAAAAAGGUGUUGCAUCAUUGUGCAUUGGUGGAGGAAUGGGAAUUGCAAUUGCAAUUGAACGUCAAUAAUAUUUUUACUGAUUGAUGUAUUUAAAUUUUUCUAUAAAUAAUUCAUUUUUAAUAUCAAGAUAAAAAUGACAGU
Aphidius gifuensis is the source of this 1344-nucleotide messenger RNA. It is a transcript of the gene Acat2, whose product is annotated as acetyl-CoA acetyltransferase. Gene Ontology annotation, molecular function: acetyl-CoA C-acetyltransferase activity. The coding region runs from base 75 to 1271 and encodes 398 amino acids. Gene Ontology annotation, biological process: fatty acid beta-oxidation. Lineage: Eukaryota; Metazoa; Arthropoda; Insecta; Hymenoptera; Braconidae. The record is from RefSeq and is a predicted model, not a curated record. The transcript has 8 exons.